Camelina sativa (false flax) is the source of this 710-nucleotide messenger RNA. RefSeq lists its product as uncharacterized. Lineage: Eukaryota; Viridiplantae; Streptophyta; Magnoliopsida; Brassicales; Brassicaceae. The record is from RefSeq and is a predicted model, not a curated record.
CAACUUAGUGGCUUCUCUCAUCUUCACCACCGUCAUAAUACGUUUCCGUCUCGAGUUGCCGGAAAAGAAGCUACUCUCUACGUCGCUUCUACUGAUCACAUGGAAGAGAACAACAAUAACGCCGGGAGCGAUUCAGACUCUAAUUCCGUAGACGGUUCACAGGACUAUUACGAACCGAUCUCAGCCGUCGAUCAAGAGAACGACGGGAGCGAUGAGGAAGACAGUUAUCAUCCGAUCGGCGGCGGAGAUGGCUUCAGCCACGGCCUCUCCAACGGCCAUUGUAUGAUUCCGGAAACAGAGGAAAGAAUCUCUUCUAUUAGUAUAAACGCAGACGCAGAGAGCGAAGAAGAGGCGGAGACGGAGGCGGAGACGGAGACGGAGACGGAAUCGGAGAUCCGUAGAGCGUUCGAAGAGGACGAACGGCGUAGGAGAUCGCCGUUAAUCGAGGAGAAUGCCGUUAGGGUUAUGGAGGCAAUGCGAGCAAUAUCGUUCCCUGGAACGGCUCCUGAUUGGGCUUCCGAUGUUAAUGAGGAUCGUUGGAUUGAUCAGCUUCAAAGAUUGAGAUCCACUUCUCUCAGUAACUAACUCUGUUGUUUUAUUUCUCCUGGAUUAUCGAACUCAUUACUUUGUUGUUUUCCGUUCAAAGAUCUUUCUCAAUUUUGUUCAGUGUGACUUUAAACAUUUCAAUACAAAAUCAGAGAUCUCAACUU